AUGAAUUCAUUGCCAUGUCUUUUUAUAUUUUCAAUACUUAUAUCUAUUUCAAAGUGUUAUGUAACUUGGGACAAUGAAAAUCGGUUACAUCCAGUGCACGGAUUGUAUGUGAAACCUUCAAAUGACGGUACCACAGGAGAUCUUUAUGUAGCUGCAACGGAAAAUGACGGAGUUCAAUCACAAUGGCUAACAGAUCAACCUGUAAACUUUUUAACAGCAGCUUCACAAGUUAAAUCAAAAUCGGUCCCGGUAUCUUUUACCUCACGGCUGACUAAAACGAGUUCACCUAAUGAAGAAACUAUUGUUUCCAAAAAGCGAACAGUUAUCAAGAGUCCAACUGUGAAGUAUGCAUACGCUGUCCCUGGAACAGAAGCAAUGGUCCCUUACCCAUAUCCAUUGAGAACGAAACAGUCAGAAGAAUUUUCACCUUGCUCUAACAGCUUUCCGGUAAAUCCUUAUUCCCCCUACAACUAUUUCUACCCAUAUAUGAUGUCCGCACUUACAAACGCAAUGAAGACAAUGAAAGAAAAUGAAGGUAGCGAAGAAACCCAGAAUAUGAUACCGCAAAACCCACCACCAUAUUGGCCACAUCCGUAUACAUAUCCCUAUCAAUACGUUAUGGUAGACCCAAGUGCUUGGUCGCAACCCCAAACCGAUGUUUCACCAACACCAACAACAACUACAUCGAGCGCAGAAAAUGCAUAACAUUUAAAGAGUAAAAUUGUACCUUGCGAAAAAAUUGCCGCUGCUGCUUCUAUUAUUUAUUAAAAUUUCAUAAUUUGAAACGCUCGCCUGAUAAUGUAUGUAAAAGCUUGAUAAUGAAAAGUUUUCAAUUACUUAGAGGGUUAGAUAGAAUAAUUUAAUUUAAAUAAUAAGAGCUUAAUAAACGAAUA
This is a messenger RNA of Danaus plexippus (monarch butterfly), 893 nucleotides long. RefSeq lists its product as uncharacterized. The record is from RefSeq and is a predicted model, not a curated record. The coding region runs from base 1 to 705 and encodes 234 amino acids. Lineage: Eukaryota; Metazoa; Arthropoda; Insecta; Lepidoptera; Nymphalidae. The transcript has a single exon.